This is a messenger RNA of Brassica napus (rape), 2787 nucleotides long. RefSeq lists its product as uncharacterized. The transcript has 3 exons. The record is from RefSeq and is a predicted model, not a curated record. Lineage: Eukaryota; Viridiplantae; Streptophyta; Magnoliopsida; Brassicales; Brassicaceae. Bases 321 to 770 code for a protein of 149 amino acids.
AGGAAAUUCCGAGGAAACCCAAUUUUGUGUUUCCUCGGAAUUUCCUCGGAAAUUCCUCGGGAUAUUCCGAGGAUUUCAUUUUCCGUCGGAAUGUCCGUCAGAAUACCGCUGUUUUCUUGUAGUGGAAGGUCGCGGAGUCUUAUACGAACCAGAUCUAUGAGUGGAAGCGACUAUGGCUCAAGGGUAAGAUACCGAAGAAUAUCAACACCAAAGUUUGGGAGGGCUUGCAGGUGUAUUGGGGGAAGCAGGAGACUAAGGAAAACCGCAACAGUGAUCGUGGCGGGAAAGGUGUUUUUGUCCACAACCUCGGGGCUUGCAGUAUGUCUUCUAAGGAGGAUCAGCUUGUUGAAGCAAAUGGCGGUAAUCCCGUUGAUCAUGUUGAUGUCAUGAGGGAAGCAUAUACUAACAAGAAGACAGACGAAAUUCAGGAUCCCCUCAUCAGAGAUGUCAUAGAGUUGGUGCAAACCAAAAAACCAGAACUCCUAGCUUCUCAGCCGAUGAACUCUGAUGACGAUUCUACGGCAGCUUCCAGCAACCUUUGCCGACUUCAAAUCAACGAAAUGGUGGAACAGACGGUUCCAAAGAAGAAAGGACGUUUGGUCGGUUUGGCUCGUCGUGCGUCUUCGUGUCCUUCUUCUUCACAAACUCCAUACACAGAUCCCAUGAUCAUGGAGCAGCUGCAGAACAAGGAUGAGCGGAUUGAAGCGUUGGAGACGCAGAACGCUACAAUUCUUGCGGAAUUGGCGGAUCAGAAGAAGACCAAUCAUUGACAAGAUGAAGCGUUUGUUCCCAGAUGAAUUUUAGUUUUUUUGUUUAAAAACUUGAAAAUGUUUUUUUUAAUUUAUGUAAAACGUUUUUGUAUAAUAUUAUUUUUAAUUUCAGUUUUUAUUGAUUUAUAAAAAAAAUUAUAAAUUACAUAUUUAUUUAAAAAUAAAAUAAUUAAAUUAUUCAAAAUAGUAAAACAAUAAAGAUUCCGACGAAACCUUUUCCGUCGGAAAUUUCCGACGGCAAAUUGCGUCGGAAAAGUCCAACGAACAUAUUUCCUCGGAAAUUUCCGACGAACAUGUUGCGUCGGAAAUUUCCGACGAAAUAGCCCGUCGGAGUUUUCCUACGGACUCCAACGGAACACGGCUCCCGGAAAUUCCGACGGAUUCAGGUGUCGUCGGAAUAUCAGAGUAACAUUAUCGUCGGAAUUUUGUCGGACAUUUUUCCGACGACGACUUCUGUCGGAAAUAUAUUCCGAUCAAUUACCGACAAAACACUUCCGAUGAAUCUUGUUGUCGGAAUAUCCGUCGGAAUAUUGUCCGUCGGUACUGGUUGGAAUUUCGUCGGAAUUUGUGACGAAUUUCCGACGAAUUUUUUUUUUCCGACCAGAUAUUUCCGACAACGGUUUUCGUCGGAACUAUUCCGACGAAUAUGGCCGUCGGAUUUCGCAUGUUUUAUUGUAGUGACCUUUUAAUUUAACCAUCAUAACUUCUCCUUUUACUUGUGUUCAUAAAAAAGAAAACUUCUCGUUUUACACAAAAAAAAACCAUCAUAACUUAUAUAUACGUUAUGAAAGGCUUAUAUUAAUUUCUUAUAUAAAUAACUUUUUAUUAUCCAUUAAAUAAACGUCAAUAUAUAAAUACUGUCCGUUGCUUACGUUUUGUUUUAGUCUUAUACAAGUCCACUCACUUCGUAUCCUCCAGAAUGAUAAAAACAAAAAGAAAAGAAAACAAUGAACGAGUUUAGUAUGGUCUUGUAUUUGUUUAUGUUUUUUACGGUCACCUCCGCCCAACCCAGUCACGAUGGGAGAAAGGUAUUAUAUACCGAGAUACGUUAUAUAUUUUGAUUGCCUCUUUUAAAAAAGAUUAAUAUAUAACAGCGUACGUAAGAUGGUAAUCAAGGGUGGAUAAUGCAGGUCUACAUCGUUUACAUGGGAGCAUUACCGUCAAUCAACGACUACGUCACUAUUGAAGAUUACCAUUUCUCAUUGGUUCGUAGUGUCACCGGAAAAAGGUAAACCAUUUUCAUAUCUAGGUCCGGUGUGGAGUCAGCGUGUCUCGAUUAAUUGAACAGGCUCAUCAUAAAUUCAUAAUAUAUAUAUUCUUUACUUCUGCUGUACACAAGCUGAUUACUUGAGGUGUAUACAUUUACUAAUCAGUUACACACCAAGCCUAAUUGUCUCCAACUACGGGAGGUCCUUCGACGGGUUCGCUGCAUGGCUCACUGAGGAGGAAAGCAAGAAGCUUUCAGGUAGAAAAGUUUCCAACCUUUAUUCACUGACACAAUAUUACUUAGAUUGAGCAUUUUAGUUGAGCAAAAAUUAUAAUCCUAAAGUUCAUUUUUUUUUUUUUUUUUGCCAAAUUAAUCCUAAAGUUCAUGUUAUAAACGAAUCAAACUAAAUCUGAAAUAGAAAACCGAAUAUGUUUCAACCAAAUCGAACUUUGACGUAUAACCCGUAACUCUUUUUUUGAAUAAUAUAACUGAAACUUCACCAAUUAACACACCGAGUCAGACAAAUUUUAAAAUGAAUUUCCAUAUCAAAUGGCUAUGUUACAAAAAAAAAUCAUAAAUAAAGCAGCUUUGUUUGGGUUUUAGAUACAUAACUACAUUCUCACCCGAAAUUUUGAAUAGACAAUCUGUCGUAGAGUAAAAUAUUUAGCUUGUGUUUAUAACUAAAGGUAAUUUAUUUGAAUUAUGUUCUUGUCUGCUUAAAAUUGUAUUAUAGUCAUGCCCGAUGUGUUUUCGGUUUUCCCGGACGGGAUGCUACAUCUGGACGUGAUCAAUAACGGUGGCAUACACUCG